AUGAGAACUUGCGAGCCGUACCUACCGUCAACCUACCAAAGGGUACACUGCAGGUAAAGUAAUUCCCAAGGCCGAUCUCUGAACAAUCCGUCACAGGCCAAUUUGAACGUCCGUUGUUCCGAAUGGGAUUGAAAGUUGAGGGAUUGUUUCAACUGAGGAUUGAGACAUUUGCGUUGGGAAUUCUCAGUUGAAGCUCUAUCCAACUUCUCGGUUCCUAUCCGUUUCCACAGAAGCCUUGAUUGAUCUUUAUUAUCCAGCAGCCUGUCAUUACCGUUUCCCCUUUUGAUAGAGAUCGGCCGAACUGUAAAUGCCCUUUUAAAACUUACUGUUUAGGUACGGAUUUACUCUAUUUCUUAUAACAGUGCAGCCCGCCUCUCGGCACGCGCGAUGCAUUAUCUCCCUUGUUUGAACCCUUAGGAGCGUCGUCAUCUAUAGAAGAUUCUUCCGGCAAUUUUUCUUUCUCUCACUGCAUCAGCGAUUAACGAUAAUAGAAAUUCAAUCUAUAUAACACGAAUGGUCGAACAGUGGGAACAUGUGAAUAAUGAAAAACCAAUGUUUGUUUAAGCAGUCGUCGACCGAGAACUGACUAUGUUGGAGGUGAAAUUGGCCCACGUGAGUUGAGCAGAGACUGCUGCGUGCCCGUCGAGUCCACCGGACGCAUUCCGGAGAAUCGAUGGACACGAAGACACCUUCUACGAGAUGACGUUUCUAGCGCGCACCUAAAUCCUUCAUUCCCUGUUUUUCAUACUCCGAUCCAUUACUACAUAUAUUGUGUAUGAUUCGCAAAAUGGAUUUCGUUCUCUCUGUUUCUCUUCUCUGACUCGUUCCCGUUUCCCUGGAAUGGUUCGUAGUCCGAGUGUAAGCCAGGCAAGAGCUCUUGAAACAAGAUCGUCUUUAAUUACACGUGAUUGUAAGGAUCACGUUGCCGUGUUAACCUACGUGUCCCAUUUUACAAAUGGGCACCAAAAAACGUGUAACAGUGAAUUUGUUGAAACUUUCAUUCUUUCACUCGUAUAUUGAAACCAUAACGAGGAAGCAAUUGCUGUGCAAUCAAUGAACGUGGUAACAAGUAACUGAUUCCCCUCAGAGAGCACUAAUUUGCUUAUCUGUAGCAAAAAUGUACUUCACCUUUGUGUUGGAGAUCCGCGGAAAAGAAAAGGGACGUAGAAUGAGGGGGGAGAGAAAAAGGGGAGGGUAACGAGGCAGGCAGGACAGAGAGGACGAAGGUAUGAAAAAAGAUAUAUGUUCUUGUACUCUGAGGUUUAUCGAAAAUAGUGAAAUGUGUGUGAAAGCCUGCGGCGCGGCGAGGAGAGGCCGGGCAAAACGCGCGGCGCGUCUCUUCACAGCACCGCGAGCAUCUUCUCUGACCCCCUGUUUGUCUUUAGGCUUGCUAUCUAAAGGCCAUUGAAACGCGUCCAGAUUUCGCGGUCGCGUGGAGCAAUCUUGGCUGCGUGUUCAAUGCCCAGGGUGAGAUCUGGCUGGCGAUCCAUCACUUCGAGAAAGCUGUAGCUCUGGACCCAAAUUUCUUGGACGCUUACAUCAACCUUGGCAACGUGCUCAAAGAGGCUAGGAUUUUCGAUAGACUUAUCGAUUUGGCAAUUGACACGUACCGUCGUGCUAUCGAGCUACAACCGAAUUUCCCAGAUGCUUAUUGUAACUUGGCGAACGCGCUCAAGGAAAAGGGGCAAGUGGCUGAGGCUGAGGAUUGCUAUAACACGGCUCUCCGUCUUUGCCCUUCGCAUGCCGAUUCCCUUAAUAAUCUGGCCAACAUAAAACGCGAACAAGGGUACAUCGAAGAAGCAACUCGAUUGUAUCUGAAAGCGCUUGAAGUAUUUCCUGAUUUUGCUGCAGCUCAUAGCAAUCUGGCUUCCGUAUUACAGCAACAAGGGAAAUUGAACGAAGCAUUGAUGCAUUACAAGGAGGCUAUCCGUAUUCAGCCAACUUUCGCGGACGCGUACUCGAACAUGGGCAACACGCUGAAAGAAAUGCAAGAUAUACAAGGGGCGCUUCAAUGCUACACAAGAGCUAUACAAAUUAAUCCCGCUUUCGCCGACGCUCAUUCCAAUUUAGCUUCGAUUCACAAGGAUUCCGGGAACAUUCCCGAGGCUAUUCAAUCGUACAAAACUGCGCUGAAGCUGAAGCCCGACUUCCCUGACGCGUAUUGUAACUUGGCGCACUGCCUUCAGAUCGUUUGCGACUGGACUGAUUACGAAGCUCGAAUGAAGAAAUUAGUCUCGAUCGUUGCCGAACAAUUGGAUAAGAACAGAUUGCCCAGCGUGCAUCCGCACCACUCCAUGCUCUACCCGUUGUCUCACGAAUUCAGAAAGGCCAUUGCUGCUAGACAUGCAAAUCUUUGCAUCGAAAAGAUACACGUUCUACAUAAACAACCAUACAAGUACCCACGUGAAAUUGGCACUCGCUUGAAGAUUGGAUACGUUUCGUCAGAUUUUGGGAACCAUCCUACUAGCCACCUGAUGCAGUCAAUCCCGGGUUUGCACGAUAGGCAAAACGUUGAAAUCUUUUGUUAUGCCCUCAGUGCCGAUGAUGGGACCACUUUUCGUGCAAAGAUCGCUAGAGAAACCGAACACUUCGUUGAUUUAUCACAGAUUCCGUGCAAUGGGAAAGCAGCUGAUCGUAUUAACGCGGACGGAAUUCACAUUUUGGUGAACAUGAACGGCUACACAAAGGGAGCAAGAAACGAAAUAUUCGCCCUGAGACCGGCGCCGGUUCAAGUGAUGUGGCUUGGAUAUCCCGGAACAUCCGGUGCUAGUUUCAUGGAUUAUUUAAUUACGGACGAAGUUACAUCGCCGGUGGAACUUGCUAGUCAAUAUAGCGAGAAGCUUGCUUACAUGCCACACACGUACUUCAUCGGGGAUCACAAGCAAAUGUUCCCGCAUUUAAAGGAACGACUUAUUUUGACGGACAAGUUGAACAUGAAAGGCAAAGUAGCAGAUAAUGUAGCUGUGAUAAAUGCCACUGAUCUUUCUCCCAUGAUUGAAAAUACGUGCGUCAAAGAAAUCCGCGAAGUAGUUGUACCGGAUGCCAAAAAUAAGCCAGUAGAAAUUUCGUUGAAAGUUGCGGAACUGCCAACUACUACUCCUAUCGAGACAAUGAUUGCUUCUGGACAAUGCCAAAUGUCUGUAAACGGCGUUGUAGUUCAAAACGGCAUGGCCACCACACAAGUAAAUAACAAAACAGCUACGGGUGAAGAAGUGCCUCAAAAUAUCAUGAUCACAACGAGACAACAAUAUGGUCUGCCAGAAGAUGCAGUUGUCUACUGUAAUUUUAAUCAAUUGUACAAGAUCGAUCCGCUCACACUUCAUAUGUGGGCACAUAUUCUAAAACACGUGCCAAACUCUGUAUUAUGGUUACUACGUUUCCCGGCUGUUGGUGAGCCAAACCUACAAGCGACAGCCCAACAACUAGGUUUAGCUCCCGGUAGGAUCUUGUUCAGCAAUGUUGCUGCGAAAGAAGAACAUGUUCGACGAGGACAGUUGGCUGACGUAUGCUUAGAUACACCGCUUUGUAAUGGUCACACUACUAGCAUGGAUGUUUUAUGGACUGGAACUCCAGUGGUUACACUACCAGGUGAAACACUAGCGUCUCGCGUUGCUGCUAGUCAGUUAAAUACUUUGGGAUGUCCUGAAUUGAUCGCACGAACACGUCAGGAAUAUCAGGACAUUGCUAUUCGUUUAGGCACUGACAGAGAAUACUUGAAAGCUACGCGAGCCAAAGUGUGGAAAGCAAGAUCGGAAAGUCCGUUAUUCAAUUGCAAGUUGUAUGCAGCGGGUAUGGAAAUGCUGUACAAAAAAAUGUGGGAACGUUAUGCGCGAGGCGAAAAGCCUGAUCAUGUGUCAGCAGUAGAUAAAACCGAAAGGGAAAAAUUACUAACAGCUGCAUCUUAAAAAUAACUCUCAAGUAUUUUUAUUUGUACAGCUUUAAUUCCACAUCUGACUUCUCUUUCAUUUUUUCCCUCUUCUUUUUUUUUUCAUAUAAGAACGCAGAACCGAUUAUUUAAAACAGAUAAUCGGUAAUCUAUUUCAUGAAAAUAGAAAUUUUCAUACAAAUUCCACGUUUUUGGUAUUCACUGUUUUCUAUGAUACAUCGUUGAGCUCGGGUAACACAGGAUAAUUAUCAUACAUAUAUGUUCAAUUACAUGUUUGAUGUUGCAACAAAGAAAAUUGUGGAUUGUUAUACCGUGUGCGAGUCAUAGGAAAUAAUUACAUUCAUUCUCUGCGUUAUACAACCACAUCUUUCACCUUAUUUAUACGUAUAAUAUAUUUUGAUUCACGUAAAGUCAGAUGUCUAUAUUUUUUGUUUAUCUGUUUGGUAAUAUAUGUAUAUUACCUGAAUUGGAAUGGGGUUGUGUACAAGAUUAGCUUCUUCAUUGUACAAAGUACACAAACAUUAUGUAUGCUGACGAAGGUUUGUAUCAUUAAUGCGAAAUAUGCAGCUGUCAUUGAUACUUUUCGAAAAUUCGAAAAUUCCUUGAUUUCGAAAGUAUCUGACGCGUGACUCAUUGACGUCAACAAUGACGAAUAAAUUCUCAUGGUCAUAUAGAAGAUUGAGAUACAGAGAGAAGAGCCGGGAGGCAGAUUAUUUGCACCAAGAUGUUAUUGCUAGAAAUUGCUGGUAGCAAAGAGUUGCAAGUUGUAUUAUACAUAUAAUUAAUUAAUGAGAUAGAUAUGUAAAUAUUGAGAUUGUUAUUGCUUUAGUUCGAUAGCGUGUACGUUUAAGAUUGAAGAAAUGUGUGAGGUAGUGAAAAAAACGUCGACUGUAGUAGUAAAUUCCGAUGUACGUCUAUAGAAU
Molecule: messenger RNA, 4809 nt
Organism: Heterotrigona itama
Lineage: Eukaryota; Metazoa; Arthropoda; Insecta; Hymenoptera; Apidae
Source: the annotation of a GenBank genome assembly